AUGCCCAUGUCUCGCAGCUGCCCUGAGCUGGAGCAGCGGUACGACCCCGGCCUCGUCGGCCCCGGCCCCACGGCCAGCUCCGACCAGCGCGGCAGCGCCGUGUCGCUGGCGGGCACCCGCGCCGCCGUCGGAUGCGCCCAGUGCGACGACGGCGGCGCCAGCAAGGGCCAGGUGCCCAUCUUCGAACGCACUGGCAACACAUGGGCGAUCAACGCCAGCGUGAACGCCAGCGCGAGCUCCGGGUUCGAGGGCUUCGGGCGCGCGGUGUCGAUCAGCUCGAACUGGCUCGCCGUCGGCGCCCCCGCGCGCCCCCCGUCGAGCACGGGGGGGGUGUAUUUGUACGAGUACACCCCGGGGGAGUGGCAGGAGAAGCAGCUGCUGAUCCAGCCCAACCCCGUGAACGGCGACGAGUUCGGCCACGCCGUCUCAUUCGACCCGCUGAACCGCACGCUCGUCGUCGGGGCGCGCUUCGCCGACGAGCAGAGCAUUGCGAGCUCCGGCAUGGUCUUUGUGUUCGAGAUGCUGCCCAACGGGACCUGGGCGCUGGCGACGAAGCUUCUCGCGGAUUCCCUGGCCUCCGGGGACGCCUGCGGCACCAGCGUCGUGGUGUACGGCAAUGCGACCGUGUGGGGGUGUCCGGGGUCCGACUCGCAGGCCAACAACGCGGGGGCGGCCUACGUUGCGCAACGGAGCUCGACCGGGUCGUGGGAGCGGACGCAGAAGCUGGUUGGAAGCGACGGCACAAGCUCGAACGAUUUCGGAACGAGCGUGGCCUACGACGGGGGCGACACGCUCGCUGUCGGUGCCCCGGGGGUCUCUGCAGGCCGGGGCGCAGUGUAUGUCUUCCGGCGUCAACCCGGGGGGUCGGCGUGGUUCGAGAUCGCGAAGCUGACGCAGCUCAGCGCGACCAACUCCGACUUCCUGGGCGUCAGCGUCGCCAUUCAGAACGGCACAGUCGCGGCGGGCGCGGACGGCGACAACACACUGGCCAGCAACGCCGGCAGCGUCGUGCUGUUCAAGGAGCACGCGAACGGCACUUGGUACCAGUACUUCGAGCUCGUCGCGGCCGACGGCGCCUCCACGCACCGCCUGGGACUGGCGGUGGCCUUCAGCGGCGACGUCGUCCUCGCGGGCGAUCCGUUCCGCAACAACGCGACGGGCUCGCCCGCGGACAUCGGCGGCGCCGUGUUCUUCAAGGGCCCCUGGGCCAAUCCGACGGGGGCGUCGAGCGUCAUCCUCAACCAGGCGCUCACCCCUAUUCAGAAUUCGAACUUCACGACCCUUCCCUUCGGGAUCGUGCAGGGGCGCAUCAACGCGACGACGCACCUGGAGGACUACAAGGACGGGUUCGGAUCGGCCAUCGCGGUCGACGGCGACGCCCUCGCGAUCGGCGCGCGCCAGCGUGCCGGCGCGGCCGAGGAAGGCGGCGCCGUGUUUGUGCUUGAGCGGGGCGGCGGCGGCUGGGACGUGGCGGACUACCUGACCGGGUCGGACACCAAGGUCGACGACAACUUCGGCAGCGCGGUGGCGCUCAGCGGCAACACGCUCGUCGUCGGGGCUGAGUCUGACGACGAGCUGCCGGGGCAGACGUCUCUUUCGUCCAUCGGGUCGCUGUACAUCUUCAGGCGCGGAACGGGCGUCGCGAACUGGACACAGAUCGGCGUCGUGGGCCCGUCUCUGCGCACGUCCUUCGCGCGGCUGGGGGCCUCGGCAGCGGUCGUGUACAGUCUGCCUGCGCUGCGCGCCACGGUGAUCGGCGGCGCGUACACGCAGACCGUGGACUCCGUGUCCCAGGCCGGCGCGGUGUACGUCUUCAUGGAGCCGUCGGGCGGCGGGAACUUCACGGAGCUCCAGCGGCUCACCGCGUCGGACAAGUCCAGCUCGGCGCAGUUCGGGAGGUCUGUGUGCGCGCUGGACAACAUGCUGGUCGUGGGGGCGCCGAACGCGGACAUCGUGGCGACCGGCAGCGGCGCGGCGUACGUCUUCACGCGCACUGCGGUCGGGGACAACUACACGGAGUCCCAGAUCCUGUUUGCCUCCGACGGCUCGACGAGCGACGAAUUCGGCUACAGCUGCGCGCUGGACAGGGACACCGCGACGAGCAAGGUGACGCUGGCGAUCGGCGCAGCCUCGGCCGCGGGUCUCCUCAGCGGCAGCGGCAGCUCCGGCCGCGUCUACAUCUUCCGUCAGGACACAACAACUGGGCUGUUCCUGGAGUCGACGUCCAUCAGCGCCGCGGACGCGGUGUCGCUUGACGCUUUCGGCACCUCCGUGGCGAUUCGCGCGGGGACGAUCGUGGUCGGCGCGCCCCGUGACGAUGGACAGGGCAGCAACGACCACGGCGCCCUCUACGUGUUCCAGGAGCAGGCGAACGCGACGUGGUCGGAGCAGUUCAAGCUGACGGCGGCGAACAGCGCGGCGAACGAGUGGUUCGGCCGCGCGGUGGGCAUCGCGGACGGCGGCGUUGUGUUCGGGGGCAGCGACCGACUCUUCACGUCGCUGUCCUCGAGCGUCGACAACCAGGGCUUCGUGGAGGUGUUCUACGGUCCGUUCGCGUCCACGUCGACGGGAAACUUCGCGCCGCUGCAGUACGUGAACAACUCCUUCAUCGCGAUCGGGGACGGCGUCACGCAGCAGACCUUGCGCAGUAGCAGCGUUGUUGGCACCGCGGUGCUGGGAACGUCGGUGACCGUGCUGGACAAAGUGGCCCUGGUCGGCGCCACGGGCAUGUCGGGGCGAGGGGAGGGCGGCGGGGCCGUGUUCGCGUUCACGCAGGACAUCACGCCUUCUGGCAACUUUACGCAGACAGCCGUGUUCACCUCGCCCUCACAGCAGGCGUUCGACGGCUUCGGGUUCUCCGUGGCGCUGACUGGCAACCUCAGCGCUGGCGAAACGCUGACGGCGGUUGUCGGCGCCCCGAACGACGACGACGGCGGGUCCUCGGGCUCGGGCACUGUGUUCAUCUUCAACAGCACGGACGCGGUGAAAUGGACGGCCGUGGCGACCCUCACCGGCAGUGCGAUAUCGAGCUCUCGCCGCCUCGGGUCCGCGGUGGCGAUCGAGGGCGGCCUGGUCGUCGCCGGCGCCGACGGCGAAGACGUCCCGUUCAGCAACGCCGGUGGAGCGCGGGUGUGGGAGCGGGCGCCGAACGGGACCUUCGUCGAGGUCGCGUCGCUGGCACCAAUCGUACCGGUCGUCAGCGGCGGGUUCGGCGUGUCGGUCGCGCUGCAGAGCCGGAGGAUCGUCGUGGGCUGCGAGAUUUGCAACGGCUUCGCGACGCAAAGCGGGGUCGUGUUUGUCUUCGAGGAGACCGCCACGGGCAGCCAGACCUGGCAGCAGACCGCUGCGAUCAGCGCCGUCGACGCCACGGGGGGGGCCAGGUUUGGCGGUUGCGUGAGUAUGUCUGGCAACACCAUCCUGGCCGGCGCCCGCACGGCGGGCUCGGGCGGAUCGGGGGCUGCAUACAUCUUCCGGCUGAACGGCACCACGUGGUACCAGCAGGCCGCGCUGCUGGCCUCGACGGCGGCGAACUUCGACGGGCUAGGCUUGUCGUGCUCCCUCGACAGCGGCACGGCCGUCGUGGGCGCGCCGGGGGUCAACCACCUCGUGACCGACUCCGGCGCGAUGAUCGUCUUCGGCGAGGACGACAAGACGGGGACGUGGAGCCAGCUGGGCGUCCUGAAUGCGACGAACUGGGGUCCCAUGACGUCCCUGGCUUCGGGGCAGCUGGGCACCGCGGUCGCCGUCUCCGGCGGCACCAUCCUCGGCGGAGCGCCGUUCGCGGACUCGGUGAGCGAGAACGGCGCCGUGUCCGCGACCGACGGCGGCUACGCCUUCGCCUACCUCACCCCCUACCAGCGCGGCCAGUCCACGAUCGUCCGCACCGAGCCGGACGUGCCGACCACGCCCAUCGCGGUGGCGAACGGAGUCUUGUUCGAGCAGCGCCUCGCAGCGUCCGGCCUGCACUUCGCCGCGCGCUUCGGCAUCUCGACGGCGCUCAGCGGGUCCCUGGCCGUCGUGGGCUCGCAGGCCAACGGUCAGGGCGCUACCAGCGGCGUCGCGUACGUGUUUGAGGAGGAUGGAUCCUCGCAGUGGUCGCAGGUGGCGCGCAUCAUCCCGCCGGACCUCAAGCAGGGAGACCUGUUCGAACAAGUGCGCAUUGAUGUCACGGGGAGCGACAUCCUGGUGGGGGCGUACCAGCACGACGCGGCAGGGAGCAACGCGGGUGCGGCGUGGCUGUACUCGAAGGGCGCGACGACCGCGACGUGGGAGCUGAAGCAGAAGCUCGUUCCCACCAACGACGGCGGGUCCGUGGUGGGCUACACGUUCGGGUACAGCCUCGACAUCAGGGCCGGGACGAUCAUCAUCGGCGCCGACAUGCAGUCCCAGGGCAGCAACGGCAUCGCGUACAUCUACCGCAGGCUCCCAAACACCACAUAUGUCAACGUCGCCAACGUGACCAAUGCGGGCACGUCCGCGUCGCGCUUCGGGCACGGCGUGGCGAUCGCGAGCGAGGGCGUGAACGCGGUGUCUGCGCGCCGCCGUGCGGCGGAGCGCGAGGGCAGGGGCCUCCAGCAGGUCAGCGUCCCGGCGGGGGGGUACGUGGCCGUGGGAGCGCCCCUGGACAACACGGUUUCGAUCAACGCUGGCGCCGUGCUGGUGUUCGCGGAGUUCACGAACGGCACGUGGCUGCGCGUGGCCAAGUUCACUCCGUCGACGCUGUCGUCAGGGGGACUAUUUGGGUACAACGUUGCAGCUGCGAAGAGGACCAGUUCGAUCAUGGUCGUCGGCGGGUGCCCGUCCUGCCUGAAUGGCGGCGCGGUGUACGUGCACGAGGGAUCCGGCGAGUCCUGGGCGCUGACGCAGAAGGUGCAGCCGUCGGGCCAGAGCCUGAGCGACGCGUUUGGGCAGUCGGUGGCGAUUGACUGGGAAGUCCAGUCAAUGGUGGUUGGUGCCCCCGGCGUGGACGACAAGACGUUGAACGCCGGCGCCGCCUUCCUGUACCAGUGGAACGGGACCGCGUUCAACGAGACGCUCCGCCUCGCCGGCGCGACUGACACUGGGUCCUCGGACGCCUUCGGGUCCUUCGUGGCGAUCUACAGGAACACGUCGGUCAUAGGAUCACCCUUCUCGAACACGCAGACGUCGCAGGGCGGCACUGCGCACGUGUUCAAGGCGUUUGUUCCGUUGCCGACCGCGCCGCCGAGCACCACCGUUGCAAGCGGCAGCACAGCGGCUCCUGGAGCGACGACGCUGGCCGCGGGCGCGACGACGGUGGCCGGUCAGGCCACGACGCUGGCCGCGGGCGCGACGACGGUGGCUGGUCAGGCCACGACGCUGGCCGCGGGCGCGACGACGGUGGCUGGUCAGGCCACGACGCUGGCUGCGGGCGCGACGACGGUGGCUGGUCAGGCCACGACGCUGCCUUCGGGCGCGGGCCAGAGCACGAUCUCGACGGAACCGACACUCCCUGCCGGGCUCGGCACAGGCGCAGCCACCACGCUCGCGGCAUCGGCGACGAAUGUCGGCGGCGCAACCACCGCCAGCCCCAGCGGCACACAGGGGCCAUCGGCGACGCAGGGGCCGGUGGCGACGCAGGGCCCCGCACCGACGCCGACGCUCGCCGCGGCCGGGACGACGAUCCAGCUCGUGCUGCAGAUUGGCGGCGUGACGCGGGCGCAGCUGGGCGACGGCUUGAUUCUUGUCACCGCCAUCAUCAACGCGCUGCGGUUGUCGCGGCCGCCGUUCGUGCUCUCAGCAAACAACAUCGUCGUCAUAUCGAUCACCGACAUCUUCUCGCGGCGGGCCGCCCAGGAACCGGCGCUGUCCCUGCGCAGGGUGUUGAUGCUCGGCGACGGAGCUGACGCGGGCGCCGACGCCGGCCGGUCGCUGCAGCAGGUGGCUACGGGCGUGCAGGUUGUCAUGCACCUGUCCGGCGACGCCGUUCGUUCGGACCCGUCCGGUUUCGUGAACUCCCUCAACUUCAUGUUUGGCGUCUCCUCCACGGGGAGCGGCGGCUCUGGCGCGCCGGGGUCGGGCGGUUCGGGGUCAUCGGGCGGUUCGGGGUCGUCCGGCGGCUCCGGUGCGGGCGGUGCGGGCCUCUCGCUCUUCGAGCAAGCCCUGAGGGACCAAGGAUUCACGCAGCCUAUCUCGGUGCGCGUGGCGCAGUUGGGAACCUUCAACUCGGUGAGCGGCUCGCCGGCGGCGGUGCCACAGAUCGCGACGCGUGCCCCUGGCGACCGCGGUGCCGCCAGCGCCAACGGGGUGCGCGUGGUGGCGGUUCCGCUGCAAGGACGACAGACCGUGAUGGACACCACGUCCCGGGCGUUUUCGCGCGAGCCGCUGUCGCCGACGCAGCUGAACUGGAUGUGGGGCAGCGACACGUUCUCCGCGGCCUUCUUCGUGGAGGUGCAGGGCUCCCCCGCGUCGUCGCUGCCCGCGCUGACGCCCGCGGCGUUUGACGCCGACGGGAUGACCGUCACCGCGGUGACGGUGUCGGGCAGCGCGUACAACGUCGAGGCCACGAUCAACCCGAACCUCGGGCUUGCGACGGCGCAGACGGCGUCCCUCAAGCUCCGCGGCGGCGCCGGCGGCGACGGGCUCUUGUUCCCUGAGAGCGCCGAGCUCUCGAUUCUCGUCAAGCGCACGGGGCCGCGCCCGGAGAUCACCGCGCCGUCGGGGGCGCCCCUCCCCGCGCGGUCCGUCGACGUCCCGAUCCGUGCGCGCAUCUCCUUCCCGGGGGGGUUCAUCCUCGAGCCCCCGGAGGGGUUCGCCUCCGUGCUGACCGUGUCGAACAGCGCCGGCGUCCGCGCGGCGUUCGACUCGUCGAACAACGUCGUCAACCUCGCGAUCGUCCCGGCGGGGGACGGCCCCGUCACCAUCGCGAUCCCAGCAAACGCCAUCUCGGACACGUUUGGCAACACGAACGCGGGCGGCGUGUCGGCGACGACGAUCUACAGGGACCCGGCGAUCAAGAACAAGGACAUCAAGGAUAGCACGGAGGCGGCGUCCGCUGCGGCGGUCGCGGCGGCGGCGGCCUCGAGCGCGGCAGCCUCCAGUGCGGCGGCUGCCUCUGCAGCCGUUGGGGGCGCGGCAAGCGGCGCUGGCGCUGGCGGCGGCGCGGCGGCUGCGGGCGGCGGCGGCGGCGGCUUCGGCGGCGGGUCCUCGGCCGGUGCUGCCAGCGCCACCAUGAUGCUUGCCGUGUGGGGCAUGGGCGCGACCAACAAGAUCUCGAAUUCGGACGUAGGGGACGCGCCGCCGCAGCUGGGUCCGUUCGGCGCGUCGCUGGAGUUCGUCGACUUCAUCAUCGCGCCGGACCUUUUCGGCAUCGGCGACGACGAGGAGGUGUCGGUGUCGUCUUCGACGCGGCGCCGCCUCGCGGCCGCGGUCGAGAGUCGCGCGCUCCCGGAGCUCGGAUUCGCGCCGGACGGAUACGAGGGCGGCAGCGCGCACGCGGCGCACGCGCUCCACGUCACGCGCUCCGUCGCGGAGCGCGGCCACAGCAUGCUGUACGCGGGCCACAGGGAGAUCGUCCGUGAGAUGCUGCUGACGUGCGCGCACCACCCGUACGCCGAGCAGGCGCUCGGGCUGCCGUGUAGGCGCGCCGCGAUCGCGGUGUCCCGCCCGGCGCCGUCGUUCCUCGCCCGCGCGUCGGUCGGCUUUGCGCACGUGGUCGCUGCCGCCAAGGUCGAGGUUGGGGGCUUCCUGCACCGCGUGUUGGGCGUCGGGGACCCGCUGAAGUACCACGGGCCGACGCGUCUGUCGUUGGCGCGCCGCGGGCUCGCGUUUGCGGCCGUCGGCGCCCCGGAGACCCCCCUGGAGGAGUUGUACGUCCUGCGUCGGGCGCGGCACCUGCAGGAGGCGGGCGGGACGACGGACCCGCUGACGGCAGUCUACCGCGCCGUCGCGGUGCAGUGGUUCUGGCUCACGAUCGGCCUCAUCGUCGCGACGGUCCUGCAGCUGCUGGCCUUUGCCCACUACCUGUGGAAGAAAACUCGUACGGGACGCGACCCGCCGUACCCGGGCUCGCUGCUCUUCCCGCGGCUGCAGAUCUACAUCGCGUACUUCUUCGUCCCCGCGAUCGCGGAGACGUGCGGGUCCAUGUUCGCGUCCAAGGACGGGGCAAUGGAGGCCGUCGCCGUCAUCAUCAUCGUUCUGGUGCCGCUGCCGCUCCUGGCCUACAUGUUCUGGGUCGUCGUGGCCACGCAGGUCGCGCUCGACUCCCCCACGCGCGGCCUGUUCUACGAGGUCGACGCCCGCGAGGCAGCACGCGCUGCGCGGCGCCGCAAGGGCCCAUGGCAGUGGAUCGGCAUCGGGCGCUCGAUCCCCGAGGGCGAGUGGAAGGGCCGCACGCGCGGCGAAGUCAACUUCUUCCGGCGCUUCGGCGGCAUGUUCGAGGAUUUCCACGGCGCGCCGGUCGUGCGCAGGAAUGCCACGUGGGAGCUGGAUCCGAUCAUCCAGCGGUUCGAUCGAGGAUACCUGGAGAUGUGGAUGCCGAACGGGGCGCCGUCGCGAUUCACGGUGCUGAUGCAGCACGCGCGGUCGUUCAGCUCGACGGCCCGCGGCACCAUGCUCUUCCUGCUGGCGAUUCUGUCGACGUCGACGCCGCCGGACGCCGGCACCGCGCAGACGAUCCUCUUCGUGGUCCUGCUCGGGUUCCACGCAGUCCUCGUGCUCGCGCUGCAGCCGCUCGUGGCCCUCCAGGACCAGCUCGUCGACGCUAUCGCGGGGACGUUCGAGGCGAUCGGCGCGAUCCUGCUUCUGACGAUCGCCAUCAUUUCCGCGACGACGGACAGCGUGGAGGAGCGGGCGGACAAGACGGAGGGGCUCGGGACGGCCAUGAUGAUCUUCCUGGCAGCCGGGAUCGUCCUCACGAUCAUCGCCACGCUGCGCGACGCCCUCUGGGCGAUCAUGGACUUCUUCGCGGCGUGCCGGGAGUACAUGAAGGACCACAAGGACUUCGCGCAGGAGGCGGAGGACGUAGCCGCGAAGGACAAGACGAUCAUUGCCAAGAAGUUCGCCAACAGAUGGACCAACCAAGUGCUCGGGAGGCCCAUCGCUGGAUGGCCGCGCCUGGGCCCGAUGACGGCGGAGGAGCUGGCGCACGUGAUCCGCCGCACGGCGCACCAGCGCGCUGCGGACUACAGCGGGUUUGCGACCGAGGAGCAGCUGCUGCGGCGCAUGCUGACGUGCGAGCGCCGCGUGACGCGGAACGCGACGAUCGACAAGCCGCGCCUGCGCGCUGCGACGAACGGCCUGUGGGGCUCCGCGGCCACGAAGCUGAGCGCCUCCAAGCGGAUGCAGUCGGCCGGAAAGGGCCAGCGAGCGAACGAACCCAACAGCGGGACUGAGGUAGUGGCUGGCGUCAACGGAACCAACGGGCACCAUGCGAACGGCACGAACGGGAGCCACACUGUGCGCCGCAUCACGGUCCACCCGGCGGACGCGCCCGACGCGCACCCGACGGAGGGUCGGCUGUCGCACUCCACGGGCGGGCGCGGGGCCUCGCGGGGACCGUCGGGCGUCGUGCGGCCCUCGGACGGCGACCCCGCGCACGUGCAGCCACAGGUGUCCGCGUCGGCGCGCCCGGCGGGCGUGCCGGAGGCCAACGAGGUGUAG
Messenger RNA from Pedinophyceae sp. YPF-701, 9618 nucleotides. The record is from the annotation of a GenBank genome assembly. NCBI's taxonomy places the organism in Eukaryota, Viridiplantae, Chlorophyta, Pedinophyceae.